CUCUGAGAAGAUGGAUGUACAUAUGGUGAUGCUUUUUCUCUUGGGAACAUUUGUUAGGUCAGCGGUGGCCCAGUCUUCAGCAGUGACACAGGACAGCGGGAUGAUAUCAGUCAGUGUUGGGGACAACGUGACGAUACAUUGCUUCUAUCAAAGCAACGUGGCGGUGCACUUCUCCUGGUACCGGCAGACCUUUGGAGGCACACCGAAGCUCCUGUCCACCAUUUACAAGUACGAUCAAACGGCCAAGAUGUUCAACAGGAUGGAAAAGAACCCCCGCUUCUCUGUGCUAAAGGAUGAAGGGAUAAAUCAUUUACAAAUCUCUGACGUCCAGGCGUCUGAUUCAGCUACAUACUUCUGUGGUAGUUCACACUCCAACGUGGUGGAAUUUGGAGAGGGAGUCUUUCUCAGUGUCAAAGGACUCAGCAACAGAGCGAUUAUCCAAGAGUCGGCGUCAGAGUCUGUCCACACGGGAGACUCUGUGACUCUCAGGUGUACAGUAGAAAUGGAGACUUGUGCUGGAGAGCACAGUGUGUACUGGUUCAGACACGGAUCUCACCCAGGAAUCCUUCACGGCCAUGGGCCUCAGUGCACAGAGCGCCCUGCACCCGGUCCUCCCUCACAGAGCUGCGUUUACCAUUUGCAGAAGAGCAACCUGAGCUCCUCUGAUGCCGGGACGUACUAUUGUGCUGUGGCUUUGUGUGGGGAGAUGCUGUUCGGCAAUGGGACCAAGCUGGACAUUAUAGAUGAGGUUGAAGCGCUGACGGCACAGAUGAGAAUCUUUGUCUCUCUGUCCAUCACGAGGAGUGGGAUUCUCUUGUUCUUUUUAACCAUUUGUUUCUUGGUUUAUGUCACUAGUAGUUGGCCCUACAAGUGA
Messenger RNA from Myripristis murdjan (pinecone soldierfish), 874 nucleotides. RefSeq lists its product as uncharacterized. Bases 11 to 874 code for a protein of 287 amino acids. Gene Ontology annotation, biological process: response to bacterium. The record is from RefSeq and is a predicted model, not a curated record. NCBI's taxonomy places the organism in Eukaryota, Metazoa, Chordata, Actinopteri, Holocentriformes, Holocentridae. The transcript has 3 exons.